AUGAAUAUAUCACCAUCGAAACUAAAUUCAAAACCAAAUGAAUUAGAAACUGUUAAUGAAGAAUCAAUUAUAAAAGAUACAAAUACAAAAUCAUUUAUGAAUGAUGGAAUGAAUCAAGAAAGAAAUUCUAGAUUAGAUAUAUUAUCAAAAGCUAAAGGAGUUAAAAGAUUAUCAUUGAUAAAACAUUCAAUCACAGGACAAUCUCAACCACAAACUCCAGCCAGUUGUCCCAAUCGUUCACCAUUAUCCUCUAUUAACACAUCUCUCAAUGGUCCAAUAUCUGCAGUCGAAACAAAUAAAAUAUUGACUUUUCGAGAAGUUGAUCAUCCAACAGGUGUUAUCACUAGUAGUAGGAAGAUCAGUCAAAAUAUUCAAUCAUCAUCAUCCUCACUCACAUCAUUAACAAACACUAGUCGACCACCAUUAUCACUCUUGGGUAUUCUGGCUGCUAAACGAAUCACACGGAAAUUUCUAUCAACAUUGACUGAUGAGAGACAUCAACGACGUCUGAGUACAUUCAGUAGACUAUCCUCUUAUAGUCCAGCAUCAUACAAUUUAAUCAAUUAUCUGCCAACAUUUCAAUUAGGCCCAAAAGAAGUAUUCAAUGUUAGUAAUGUUAAACCUAGAAUAGAACAACUAGUUCAAUCACGUAUUGAAUCACUUCCAUCAACUUAUGAACGUUUUAAAGCUAGUCGAUUAUGUAUUUCAUUGACCAAUGAAAUUAAAGCAAUGCUCAAAGCUCAUGGAGAAGAACGAUAUCGUUAUUUAGUAUUUUGUUUAGUAAUGCAAAAUUGUAAACAAAUGGCCGGAUUCACUAAUCGUGUCUUAUGGGAUAUGAAUUAUGAUCGGUCAUUCUAUGUGAAUCAAAUAAAUACAUCGUAUUGUAUAUCGGUGAAUUGUUUUAUUGUGUACAAAGAAUAA
Messenger RNA from Schistosoma spindalis, 921 nucleotides. The record is from the annotation of a GenBank genome assembly. Lineage: Eukaryota; Metazoa; Platyhelminthes; Trematoda; Strigeidida; Schistosomatidae.